Molecule: messenger RNA, 2903 nt
Organism: Ornithodoros turicata
Lineage: Eukaryota; Metazoa; Arthropoda; Arachnida; Ixodida; Argasidae
Product: centrosomal protein of 104 kDa-like
Exons: 23
Coding region: 18-2666 (882 amino acids)
Cellular component (GO): cilium
Source: RefSeq, a predicted model, not a curated record
CCGGGGAACACUGCGCCAUGCCACGGAAAGUCAACUUCAGCGUGGUGCAAGUCUCCGGUGAGGAUGACAACUUUCCAGCAGCGGAGUUAAAUGUGCACGGCCCCACCGUCAAAGGAUGGCUGUCGAAAAAGUACGCGACUUACCCUCAGGAAAUCAUCAUUCAGAUGGAAGUCAAAUGCCGAAUCUGCAGGAUACAAAUUCUCUCCCAUCAGUACUGCAUAGCGACGACAGUUGACAUUUACGUUGGAAACGUGCCCAAAGGAUUGGAGGUAGCUCUGUACAAUGCCAGAUGGACUCAUCUGGGGGAAGUAUCCUUGGCGGACAACCUCCACAGUGAGUACAAAUCCCGCGAACUGAAGUCCGUACUGGUGGAUGCGGUGGGAGACUUCGUGAAGCUUCUCAUCCAUGCGAAUCACGUCAAUAAAUACAACGUCUACAACCAGGUCGGGAUUGUGGCUAUUAAUAUAAUUGGCGACGAUGUAUUUCUCGAUGGUGGCGGAGAAGAAGAGAAAUCGACGUGGCAAACGAUCAUUAAACGGAACGAAGAAAUAUCUCCCAUGGACGACCUGGCCUUUGACAUGUACGUGGACACAGAAGUGGCGCAGAUUUUGCGCAAGCUGGAAGCGAAGAAGCGCGACGCUAUCGCGGAAGAACGCUUCGUUUUCGCCAAAAAGCUGAAAAAUGCUGUCGUGGAACUCCAGAAGGUUGGCGAGAAGCUGGGUAAGAUGGUGAUCGAGAAGCAAAUGGCGGUCGAGAUGGAAGACUUCGAUAAGGCUCGCCAAAAGAAGAAACAUAUCGAGGAAUACCGCCUCAACGCCUACGAGCACUUGCGACUACCCGAGCUGAUGGAGAUGGAAGGAUACAAUCCGGAACGGGACUCCGCAUUGCCAGGUCCCGUGCCGUCACCGGAGAAGCCAGGCAAGGGCCAUCAUGUUACCAUGGAGGCAGCACCUUCUCUGCAGGAGCCAACUCACAGGUGUCAGCCAACAGAACCCGUACAGCAAACGACGCAGCGCCAAGCGGCAACGUUAAAGGCGCAGAGGAAUCCUUACCUUGCCCUAGAGAACAGGGUCGUCGCGGGACACAGAAGAGCUGAUCCCGAAGAGGACGGAAAAGAACUGGUCUUGGGCAGGAUGUCCCUGAAAGAUCGUCAGGAAGCCGCACUCCCCAUCGAAGUCUUUGGACUGCGACUGGUUCAAAAAUUAUACUCCAAGAACUUCAUCCAACGCGAAGAAGCGUUCAAAGAAAUGCAGCGAUUCCUGGAACGCUACAACGCCCGCCGAAGUCGUCAUACGCCAGAGGACGUUCUCAAAGGGACCACGUUCCUGCUGCAAAGGGGCGUUCGCGACAAAGUGCUCUCAGUGUUCAUACAAGCAUUGAACUUAAUGCAAACAUUGUUCACGCGCUUUACGUUAGCUCAGAGGAUAUCGAAGGGCGAUGUCACUGUGGCUGUCAACAAGACUGUGCCCCGGAUCUUGUACAGAACAGGCGACACGGCACCGCGAGUUAAAACUGUGGCUACAGACUUCCUCCUGGAAAUGGGAGACUACGAGGACGUUAAGGCAAUGCAGGCGAUGCUGCAUAUCAUUCUGCGACCCUUUCCGGAGUCGACAAACCCAAGACUCGCGCAAGGUCGCUGCGAGCUCGUCGAACAGAUGGUUAUGCGCUUCCCGCCUUUGAGCCAGAGCGAUCCACUAUUCGAGCACAUGAUGGCUUUUGCGAUAAGGGCACUAUCGCACCCUGCCUUGCAAGUGCGCGAAGUGGCCGAACAGGUCCUCCUAUCCCUGUACAGGCUGCUGGGCACUCCCGUCAGACAGUGCCUGGUGCCGGAGUCCCACAAGACUGCCCGUAACUUCACCUACAAGAAGGUGUUCGAAGAGUUCGAGAAGAUAGACAAAGAACCCAACAGUGCAAACCGUGCGAUUCGUCGCCAGCGAUCUGCGUCGGCCGACACGCCGAGCUCGGGGUCGGGAAGACGUGAAUUUGUCAAGGAUGUGCAGCCAAGUCGAUCCCUCCAGGAGCUUCCGAGGCGGACGCAGGAGCAGUCUUUCAACCUAGACAAGAUGUGCAUGUUUUGUGAAGAAACAAACGAGAAAUUUAACUCUGAGACGCUCAAUUACCACUACUGGACAGAAUGUCCCAUGCUCAUGCUUUGCUACAACUGUAAGCAGGUAGUGGAGAUUUCCGGCUUGACGCGUCACCUUCUCGAGGAGUGCAUCUCCCGUGGGCAGUACAGGCUCUGCAUCCGUUGCAAGGAGGCCAUCGCCAAGACGCGUUUCGAAAGCCACGUCAAGCUAAAGACGUGCAUACCUGCGAAGCCUCCGCACCAGGCGAACCACUGUCCUUUGUGUCACCAGAACUUCGCUGCUGGGGAUGAAGCGUGGAAGGUGCAUCUUAUGGGAGAGAUGGGCUGCGCCUUCAACCCUCGGCGGCGGCAAAAAUUUUUUCGUUGGCGAUCAGGGUCCGUCUGGGAGCCAGACUACAGCGUGUCCGUGUCCGACACCAUGGCUGGGAAGCUGAAGAUCCUCGGGGCUCUUCCGCCAGAGUAUCGGCAGUACACGCUUAACCACUCGAGAAGCAAAUCAGAACCAGCCCCUUCAAAACGGAACUCUGGGACGCAAACGAAUGAUGAGGAUGAAGCCGCUGAACCGGUGAAACAGCAGUAAUCCGCAUGCAUUGUCGUCGUCCAGUGUACAUAGAAACAGGACCGGAUACAAUUUGCUUUUUUUGUGUCCCCCCUUGGGCAAAUGUUCGCUCCCUGCUUUUCUCGUUCCCUUCACGAGGAGCAUUGCUGUGUAUUAUCACACCCAGUACCGUAUUAAAAAGCUAAUGUCUAAAGCUGCCUUAUUUAGUUAGGUACAAGGUACGAUGACCAUGUCACUAGUCCUCAGCCUUUCGAAAAA